This is a messenger RNA of Limulus polyphemus (Atlantic horseshoe crab), 470 nucleotides long. RefSeq lists its product as uncharacterized. The coding region runs from base 11 to 454 and encodes 147 amino acids. The transcript has 3 exons. Lineage: Eukaryota; Metazoa; Arthropoda; Merostomata; Xiphosura; Limulidae. The record is from RefSeq and is a predicted model, not a curated record.
UAGAGACUUCAUGCCAUCAUUUACAAACAACAGUAGUCCCUUUUCUGUACGAGUCCAGCCAGGUAAGAGGCGAGAGUCGGGAGGGAGAACUAAACCACCAAAUCCAUCAGUGUCAGGAAUGUCUUCCACAUCUUCAACAUCAAGUAGUACAGAGGACACUGACACAGAUGAAAGUAGUGAUGAAGACUCCAUUCUUACAGAUAGUGAUGAAUCAAACACUAGUGAUUCUGUACCAAGACAUGUCACCUUUAGUUCUAUUUUCACUACAAUGAAGGAAAGCUAUGGAAUUCACAUUAUGAAUCCAUCUGUUCUUUCUGAUUCCUUAUACAAAAGGUAUGUUACUAUUGGUGAGAAGGCCCUCCUGUACAAAACUGAAGAAGAAAGAGAAGAUGAAUAUCCGAGAAAUACUAGCCUCAGGAAAAAGUUAUGGUCUCAAAGUCACAUUGAUCUGUAAGUGUAAAGACAAAAAU